AUGUCUAAACAAGAGGAGAUCAUCGUCCUGGGCGCCGGCGUGGUAGGGCUCCAGACAGCGCUCACCCUCCUCGAGGCCGGCUUCGGCGUUGCUGUUGUCGCAAAAUAUUGGCCCGGCGAGGACAGCAUCGAGUAUUGCUCCACAAAAGCCGGCGCACACUGGCGCUCCCACGCUUCCCCCACCGACACCAGGCUCCAGGGCUUUGAGGCAGAGACCUACAAGUAUUGGCAGACGCUGUGCCAGAACCCAGAUGCCGGUCUCAGACUAACCACCUCGCACCACCGCCUUACCACCACGCCCUGGUGGUCUACACUCGUGACCUCCUACACCCCACACACAUACGACUCCUUCUGCCUCGACCCCAACACCUACCUCGACCACCUCCUCGGCCGUCUCGGUGACCUCGGCGUCAAAACCCACACCGCAGAAGUCGACGCCCUCAGCGAAGUGUUUGACCUCCCCUCGCUCGAGGAGGCAGUGGCGGUGAUCAACUGCACCGGCCUGGCGGCCGGAGCGCUGUGCGCAGACCCAGAUGUGUAUCCAGCGAAGGGACAGACGGUACUCGUAAAGGGCGAGGCGGCGGGGAUAACGUUCACGGAAGGAGAGGACUGGACGGCAUAUGUGAUACCGCGCCCGGGGAGUGGGACGAGCAUUCUUGGGGGUAGCAAGGACGACGGGGAUUGGAGUGCGGAGGUAGAUGUAGGGUUGUCGGCACGCAUACGGGAGCGGUGUAGGGAGCUAGCGCCAGAGUUGUUGGAGGAGGGGGAAUUUGUGGUGGUGAGUGAGCAGGUAGGGAGACGGCCAAGUAGGAAGGGGGGAGUUAGAGUGGAGGUGGAGUGGGUGAAGGUGGAUGGGAUGUGGAGAAUUGUAGGCCAUAACUACGGGCACGGCGGAACGGGUUACCAGGCCUCUGUGGGAACAGCUAGGGAGUUAUGUAGGCUGCUAAAAGAGGCAUUGGUGAGUGGACACCAGUAA
Messenger RNA from Morchella importuna, 975 nucleotides. RefSeq lists its product as uncharacterized. Gene Ontology annotation, molecular function: FAD binding; D-amino-acid oxidase activity. The transcript is spliced from 4 exons. Bases 1 to 975 code for a protein of 324 amino acids. Lineage: Eukaryota; Fungi; Ascomycota; Pezizomycetes; Pezizales; Morchellaceae. The record is from RefSeq and is a predicted model, not a curated record.